Molecule: messenger RNA, 408 nt
Organism: Haemonchus placei
Lineage: Eukaryota; Metazoa; Nematoda; Chromadorea; Rhabditida; Trichostrongylidae
Source: the annotation of a GenBank genome assembly
AUGCUCAAUGUUCGCCACAAAAUCUCGUUUCUCAGCCUUUUUAUAGAAGCAUUCUCGAUGGUCUUCCAGACUGCUUUGGUUGUCGCUUACCCUACACCUCAUGAAGCUGCAAAAACGUCGGUCAUAGUGCUCAUGGUCAUCAUUUUUGGCCCGAUACCACUAUUUGCCAUUUCUAAGACCGCAUACAUGAUUCGAAGAAAAAUACCUCUUCGAGCUCUAUACAAACCAGAUUUCUACCUUUGGGGACCACGAAACGACGAAAACCGUGUACGAGCAGCAGCGUGGGAGAAAAAGGUGAGGCUUCGAGGCAUCACUCAACGCACCCCAUGUAGACAGGUUCUAACCGAUGUUCUUCACCCGGUUCUCCGACAAAUUCUUCGAGAAAGCUUUCUCACUCUCUUGCAUUGA